Micropterus dolomieu (smallmouth bass) is the source of this 6700-nucleotide messenger RNA. It is a transcript of the gene ulk1b, whose product is annotated as unc-51 like autophagy activating kinase 1. Gene Ontology annotation, biological process: autophagy; protein autophosphorylation; autophagosome organization. Bases 559 to 3660 code for a protein of 1033 amino acids. The record is from RefSeq and is a predicted model, not a curated record. Gene Ontology annotation, cellular component: autophagosome; cytoplasm. The transcript has 27 exons. NCBI's taxonomy places the organism in Eukaryota, Metazoa, Chordata, Actinopteri, Centrarchiformes, Centrarchidae. Gene Ontology annotation, molecular function: protein serine/threonine kinase activity; ATP binding.
AGCGGUGAGACGCCGUUGGCUUUGUUGGGACCACCAUUACUUUCAGCGAGUCAGCUGCUAAUUGCGAGAGAUUACGGUGAAUAUUCACAAUGUUUUAUGCUUAUUAGACAUUGUUAACUUCUUUUAAGUUCACAGCCAGCGCUCGUUUCGCCUUGUGGACGCUUCAGACGACAGAAGCAGAGUAUCCUCUGAAUAUAAACAAAACGCAGCGAGCUGCUCUUUAAGGUGGCGCGGCAAGGAUAGCUGCGACAACAAGACUCGUCCUGGUCCCGUUUGUUAAGUUGGCUAACUUCGUGUUGGCCGCGUAGGCAGCGAUGGAAAUGACCAUACAGCUUUGUUAGGAGUUGAACUCCAAAACGUGUGCGUGCGAACAUGAGAGAGAAGGACAGUUUGUUGUCAGGAAGGCAACCCAUGGCAAGUGAAAGAGGGGGUGAACAUCCCUGCUGCUGCCCCUACUUCACAGAGGAGAAAGGAGCACUUGCUAGCGACAAGGGUGACCUGAGGACUCCUGAUCAUUUGUCCGCGUCUAAGUAGGAUAAAAUCAGACUUUGGCACAAUAUGGAGACGGUGGGGAAAUUCGAGUUCAGUCGGAAGGACCUCAUAGGACAUGGCGCAUUUGCUGUCGUGUUCAAAGGCAGAAACCGAGAGAAACAUGACUGGGAGGUGGCAGUAAAGUGCAUAAACAAGAAGAACUUGGCAAAAUCCCAGACACUGUUGGGAAAAGAGAUCAAAAUACUCAAGGAACUGAAACAUGAGAACAUUGUUGCAUUACUGGACUUUCAGGAAACUGCCAGCUCAGUGUACCUGGUAAUGGAGUACUGCAAUGGGGGUGACCUGGCUGACUACUUACACUCCAAAGGCACGCUCAGUGAGGACACUAUUCGGGUUUUCCUGCAGCAGAUUGCAGGGGCCAUGAGAGUCCUACAGUCGAAAGGCAUAAUCCACAGGGACCUCAAACCCCAGAACAUUCUGCUUUCCUAUCCACCAGGACGCAAGUCACACUCAAACAACACCUGCAUCAAGAUCGCGGACUUUGGCUUUGCCAGGUACCUUCAGAACAACAUGAUGGCGGCAACCCUCUGUGGGUCCCCCAUGUACAUGGCUCCCGAGGUCAUUAUGUCCCAAAACUAUGAUGCCAAGGCUGACUUGUGGAGUAUAGGAACCAUAGUGUUUCAGUGCCUGACUGGGAAGGCUCCUUUUCAGGCUAGCAGUCCCCAGGACCUCCGGCUGUUCUAUGAAAAAAACAAGACUCUCAGCCCCAACAUCCCCAGAGAGACUUCAAGCCAUCUGAGGCACCUGCUGCUGGGUCUGCUGCAGCGCAACCACAAGGAUCGCAUGGACUUUGAUGAGUUUUUUUGUCAUCCUUUCCUGGAGGCUAGCUCAUCCGUGAAAAAGACGACUCCUACUGUGUCCAUGACCUGCUUCCCAAGCUCUGCAUCAGCCAGCUCAUGUAGCAGCUCUUCCACCUCUCACCUUGCCUCACCACCGCAGUCUCUUGCUGAGGUUCAGCAUUUGCGUGCCAAAGCUCUGGCCUCCCCUACCCAGGAGGCCACUGGUUUUCUCCUCAAGGACUCAUCUGGAGGGGGCGGCAGCAGCAAGAACUCCUCCUCCUGUGACACAGAUGACUUUGUGAUGGUGCCUGCUCACUUCACCAGUUUGCCAGCGGGUGAGCUGACAUGUGAGAGUAAAGUGCUGCCGGACAGCCUGAUGAACAGCGGCUCUCUCCUGGCUUCUGCUGGUCUGUGUAGCCAAGCCAAAACACCACCACACUCACCUUCCUACAGUGGGUCUCCAAGUCCUGUGAGGCCCAGUGAGUUCUCUGGAGGUAACUGUGGUGGUAACUAUGGAAACCAUGGUCAGUCAUUGCCUAUCCCAGUCCCCACUCAGCUCCAGAACUAUCAGCGCAUGGAGCAGAACCUCUAUUCUACCAAACAGGAUGGCUCACCACGGCUGUCGACACCAGUGCGUCGUUGCAGCAGUGGAAGCUCGUUGGGCUUUGCUCGGACCGGGCCGUCACCACCUUAUGGGCAGGGAGCCAUCCCCACCAAUCGCAGGCUUUCCCUGGGAGGUGCCAGACCUUUUCAGCUCUCCCCUCAAGCUCCUCAGCACGUUGAACCCCGGCUGACAUCUCAUCAACGCCCACCGAUGACAGGACUGGGCACACGGCUCCACAGUGCCCCCUGUUUGUUGGAGUGUGCAAGUGGUGGGGGCAGGCAGAAGAUCAGGAAGCAGCACUCGGACCCAGUGGUGGCCCCCUCGGCAGGCCUGAUGACUGUCCGCCCUCUACACUCUUCCCCCAGGCUCAGUGAGCUGAUGCAGCGUAGCCCCCUCCCCACCAUCCUGGGCUCCCCUUCCAGGACCAUCCCUCCAUUUGAAUUCCCCAAGCCCCCCAGCUCUCCGAACCUUGUGACCUUCCUGACACAGCAGGGUUUGGUCAUUGGCUCCCCUUGCAGCAGGACUGCCCCUACAGAGCCCAGAGACCCAGGACAGCUAACUCCUACACAGGUCACCCAGCCUGCCCACUGCAUCCACAGACUGAAUGAUGAUACCAAGGGCUUUGGAAGGUCUCAGAGCGCUGGUCGUCUGUCCGACAUGCUGCUGAUGGCUGCAUUUGGACCAGGAGGACUUGUGGGUGACCGAGGUAGUACAGAGAACCUGACCUCUGAAAAAGCCAUAGACAUAACAGUGCCCUCCGGCGGUGAGGGAGGCCUUGCACCUAGCUCCAGCAGCCCAGCACAGGUGGUUUUCACUGUGGGCUCUCCUCCCAGUGGCAGCACCCCACCUCAUACCUCCAGACAGAGGAAAUACUCAGGCUCCUUCACUGCAGUCAGCCCUGCAGGCUCCUUCACAAGUCGCUACCCCCAGAUAGGCACCUAUGUGGAUGGCUUUGAGGCUCCUUCCAGUCCACGCUACAGUUUCACUGAUCCUAUCACAGCCAAUAUGGGCGGUCAUGUAACCUUCGAGGCUCCUGAGCUGCCUGAGGAGACACUGAUGGAGCAAGAGCAUACAGACACAGUGCAAAGCCUGCGUUUCACGUUGGAUUUCGCCCGCUGUCUGAUGGAGGUGGCUGGAGCCCGUGGGGCUGCGGUGCUUGGGGAGCUGGCGGAGCUGGGGGACAUUUCUCAUCCCUCACUCCUUCAGCAGCAGAGCCUUGUAGCAGAUCAGAUAAGCUCACUGAGCCGAGAGUGGAGCCAUGCAGAACAGCUAGUUCUCUACCUUAAGACUGCAGAACUCUUGUCCACUGCCUUACACACAGCCAUGGAGCGAGUUCAACAGGGCAAACUCUACCCAUCUGCUACAGUUAAACAAGUUGUGAAGAGGCUAAAUGAGCUGUACAAGACCAGUGUGGCAUCCUGUCGCUCACUCAGCACCCGUCUGGAGCGCUUCUUUUCAAGGAAGCACCGUCUAAUGGACCAAAUCACCUCCAUCACAGCUGAGCGGUUGCUGUUCAGCCACACCGUGCAGAUGGUUCAGGCUGCUGCGCUGGACGAGAUGUUCCAUCAAGGGGAAGCAUCAGCCCUGCGUUAUCAUAAAGCUCUCCUGCUGAUGGAGGGCCUGUCUCUGCUGCUCACUGAACAGGAGGACAUCCUCCGUGUUAGCAAAUGUAAGGAGUGUAUUGAACGCCGUCUCACAGCUUUGCAGUCAGGACUCUGUGUUUGAGAGUCCUUUGCUGCUUCUUGGAGUGUGGAUAUGAUGUCACUCAAUUGCACCCUGCACAUUACCAAGGAACCAAAUAUCUUCCCAUAUCUCAUGGUUUUCACUUAGCAAUGCUUUAGUUUUCACAAGAAACCCACAAGGCCUCAGUCUUUGCCGUACCUUUCAGGGUUUGUGCUCUCUAAAUAGCUUGCUAUUCGUCUCAAGUUUUGGACAGUGGAAGUGACUUCCCCAAUGCUAAACUUGUACCAGUGUUGUACACGAAGCACUUGUGCUGUGAAAGAAUGUCUGCUCUCUCGCCUAUGUGAGAGGACUUUGCUCCUGGCACUGAACAUGGUAUUUUAUAUGCCAAGAAGAAGAUUCCCCUCACAAGGAGUAACACAUGCAGGAGCAAUUAUUGCCAAGUAGUCACAUAUAAUACUUAUCUGAACAUAAGUAGAUAGCAUUUUAGGAUGGACAAAUAUACACAUUAUGAAUUUGCAAUCUACAAAGUUUGUAGACAAAAAAGUUAUCUUUUACCAAGAUCAGUUGCUAGUGUUAGAUGUACAGCACCUGCUGUACAUCUACACACAGUAAGGACAAGUGGUGAUGAACACCUGGAAUGGCCAAGUAUCAUUCUCAUCAAAUGUAUGUUUCUCUUAUACCCUUUGUUUGCUUUCCUGUGUUUAUUUUUUCUGUUCUUUGUUUUUUAAAUCUAAUUGUUACUUGCUUGCUGAAGGGAAGGUGGUGGCUGGAAGUGCAUACAAGCACUAUUACACAACUGUUGCCAAAUUGACUUAUUUGUUAUUUUUGUUGCUGUAUUAUGCUUUAUUUUAGAUUCACUGUAGGUAAGUAAACUGAUUUGGAGGAGACAAAUCCCAGUGUUUGAUACUUUACAGAUUCUAUAGUUGCUUAAUGUCAAAGGCCACAUCCCAUUAUUGAAACAAUGAUGUAAUCCUGAUUUUGUUUUGUAAGUGGUGGCAGGGAUUAAAACCAACAGGAAGAAAAUGGGUCCAAAAAACAUUCACUACCCCACUGUUACAUGCAGAAUAUAGCGUUCAAUUGAAGAGGGACUGAAAGUGGUCUGUUAGCAUCCCUUAUCACAAUCAUGUUAAAGAUGCUGUGAUAAACUGGGAUGUAUUCUUCAGGUAUACAGGAGCUUAGGUGCCGCCGUUGCUGGAAAUUUCUUCACACGAUUCCAUAUUCUGUCAUAUUUUAUCAAUCAUUUGUGCCGGAGUUUAGCAAGUAUAAACAAAUUUGAAUGUAGGGCUGACAGAAGAUAGACAGCUUUAAUAUUAGCCAAUUGUUCGAUAACUCCAAUUUAGAUCUAUUCCGGGGCGAAAGUCUGAUUGUUUUUGUACUGUUGAAGUACUGUAUAGAACGAUCUUGAGUGGUGCGUGCUAAACAUGUCCAGUUUUUGUGGAUACCUAGACAGAUUUGCUUAUUUAGAGAUUUCUACUUCCACACUUUUAUUGCUAUUUUUGUUUUAGACCCUGUCAGAUGGUAAUGUGUGUUAGAUGUGAGGAUGUUGACUUAAGUGAUCAUAUAAGCUAUGAAACCUUAGAGAGAUUUCUUUUACAAGGAAAAGGAAAAGCCAAAUGGCUUUACACUGAAAAAUAAUUUGCAUCGAUUGUGUUCUGUUUCAGAGUAGUCGGUGUGUGUGAUGAUUGUGUUUGACUUUGAAUAGGGUUCUUGUUGUGUGCAUUUUGCCUGAAAUAUUUGUGUAUUGUUAAUAUUGACUUUAGCCAUACAUCCCAGCAGGAUACCUUCACUCUCCUAAAUUUUGGGCUACUGGGUAGGGUCAACUUCUACUAGGGUUGCUUUCAAAGAGAAGUUUGCGUGUGUGAGUGAUGUUGAUUGAUGAAUGGUGGAUUUGCUCUCUGGAUGUUGCUGGCUCUGAGUAGGAUCCCAGUUUGCCAUAUGAAACUAAAUCAUCCACUGAAACCAAGGGUUCCUCUGGUGCAACUCACUGCCUGGCCCAGUACUACUUUCUUUACCCUGCGGUGUAUAGUCCUCUUUUUAAGUUAAUUAAGAUGGUGACAGUGCAUAUUUUAGAAUAAACUGAGGAUGUCUGGUCAGGGCUGAAGGUAGUUAACGCUGAGAUUAUGAAGCCAAUAUAGUAGCACUGUCAGCAGGACUGGAGCAAAGUUUUUUUUCUCAGUGAAGAUUUCUCUAAAUAUACAUUAAGUGUAUUUGCUUUGUGGCCUUUUGUAUUUUAUCAGAGAACUUUAUCUGAAAUGUUCAUAGAUAUUAAUCCACCAAGAGCAUUCUGCAUUUGUUUGUUAUACAUUCCUUAUAUCAACUCAUCCACAGGCUCUCUGGUCUUGUUCUUCUCAGUGAAUAUGUAGUGGUGAUGUCUCAAAAGAUAGUUAGUAGAAGGUGAUGACAUCUGACCUUUAUACAACUGAUGCAUGUGUCACUUUUCAUUGUUCCCUACAAUCAUUGCUAUCGGCCAUCCUAAUGAUGAUUAUCUUGGGUAGUAGUGAAAUGCACCAUCAAGAUAGUCUGUGCAGCAGUUGAAAAAAAAAUAAGAGUAUAAUGAUAGAGCAAGUUGGGGUAGGAAGUGUGGACAUAGUGCCCUACAUCAAGCACGUAUCCACUCUACUUAACUGAAGUGACCUUGAGUGUAAUACUGACUCCCUACCUGCUCCAGGGCUUUGGUUCACAUAAAGAUAAAAUUAAGUGUAACCUUCAUGAAGAUUCGGCUGUGUGCACUCCCAUGAUAGAUUGAUUUGGAUUAUUAUGUUUAUAUGUUUUUAACAGACCUGAAUGUUUUUCAUUUUGUGCUUUUACUUUAUUAAUUCUGUAUUACCUGUAAAUAUUGUAAAUUAAGUUAUUGUUGUUGUUCUGUAUAUGAUGCUACAGGCAUGGAGAGGACUGUACCAUACCACCUCUACAUUUCCAAAGAGUAGGCCUUCUGCUGAUCUUCCAUAUUGUCUCUUACUGUUGCAAAAGCAUUUUAAUGUUGUCAUAUCUAUGACAGACACACAAACUCAGUGCCCCUGUGUGUGAUGUAACCUUUACUGUUUGAGAGUUGCAACAUGAAUAAAGUGAUAAGGAAUGGUAA